AGGACAGGGGUGGGUGGCCUGUGGAGCGCGGGCCCUGUGGUAAAUGGUAAAUUUCACACAAGGAUAAUGUUUUAUGUCUUUUCUUUUUUCUGAAUACAGGCACAGCCCUUGUUUUCAACAGCCAUGUAAGAAAGAAAUCAUUUCUUACAAACAACUCGAUUAGCGUCUAUUUCAUAAUAUUACUCGCAUUUUGAAAACAAGCCCAGGCAUGUUUUCUUUUGGCGUUAGUUUAAAGAAAACAAGCCCAGGCAUGUAUGCAUAGUCUUAACAAGCUGAAUCAGGGUGUGUUAAAGUGGCAUAAGAGAGGUUUUUAAGAAAGCUAAAGUAGAAAAAAGCACAUGCGUUAGUUACUUAGCUGAUUUCCUGCGACAAAACAGAAGCGGAGGAUCUCUAGGUAGAUGUUCACAGCUGAGUAGCGAGGAUCAAAAUGGCCACAGCGAGCCGGUAAGCAUGGACAGAGUUAGGCAGGAGCCACUGUAGCUUUAGAGCAAUGCCCCCACACAAAGUUUUGAAGAUCCCCAUCAAUCAAUAGGCAGCGACGUUUUGUACGGCGGGAGAUGCAUGCAGAAGGCACAGGCGUGCCCGUGACACAUGGUGGGGAUGUGGCGGAACAGGUGGGUUCCCUGUGAAGCGCUGGGGAGGGGGGUGAGUACACAGACACGUGCGGACACAAACGGUGGGGGGCCCUGUGAAGCGCUGGGGAGGGGGUGAGUACGCCGACACUUAGUUUCAUAGUGUGGGUGGCCUGUGGAGCGCGGGCCCUGUGGUAAAUGGUAAAUUUCACACAAGGAUAAUGGUUUAUGCCUUUUCUUUUUUCUGAAUACAGGCACAGCCCUUGUUUUCAACAGCCAUGUAAGAAAGAAAACAUUUCUUACAAACAACUCGAUUAGCGUCUAUUUCAUAAUAUUACUCGCAUUUUAAGCCUUUAAAAAGGGGUUUAAGUGGAGAUUGCACACGUUAGAUACCAUAUAAGCGGGUAUAAAACAUAUUGAAUAAUUACACUGAUCUUCAUAAAAUGUUGUAUUAAAAAUAUUUUUAGCUAAAGCUUACAUUGACAUCACGUGUUGGUAUAAAUGGAUGUUUAUGGUGUGCUCUAGCUUCUGUGAAUCCAUGCACAUGGCAAAGGCAUCCCUGCUUUUCCAACAGGGCGAGUGCGCUGAUGGUUUUAUAAAUGAAUAAAGAUAAUAGAGAUAAUAGGGGUUUUUUAUACACCCCCAUGUCAGAAAUAAAACAUGGGGAUGCUAGCUACUUCAUUUUUAAGUCUUUAAAAAAAAAAAAGGUUUAAAAUUGUGUACGUUAGGGGCUAUAUAGAUGUGUUUGGUAUCUAUAGGCUGCAAAAUAUUUGAACGAGGUCAAAAUCUUAUUGAAUAAUUAUACAGGAUUUUGUAAAGCAGUGUAUUUCAAACUACUGUUUAUAACUAAAUAUUUUAUUUUUCAUUGAGACACCGCCCUAAAAGUGUCAAGGGUGGGGGUUUGGGGGUUACAAACCAUCCAUAAAUUAGGGCCAGGACACAGCUUCUUUACUUUGGUGAGAAGUUAUCAAACCACAAUCAAGAAUGUCUGGAGUCGACUUUUACGAUGUAUCCUAUACGCCCAGCACUCAAGUCAUGAACGAAGUUCUAGAGAUCUUGACAACGGAUGAAGAGCUGGUGCCAAGCCUACCAACAAAUCCACAAACACCGGAGCAAGUGCGGAUCAACCCUGCCGAGGAGAGCGCAAGCUUAUCGACACCUACACUUAUUUGGCGAGAAGAACCAGAAACAACUUUUGAAGAGGGGAAAAAAUCCCGUCUAAAGCUCAACAAAAAAAAAAGGAGACUUUUUAGCGAAUCAGGUACUGAGAACCACGUGGCAGAGAGGGCCUUGGGAGAAACGGUGGUGAAACAGAUCACAGCACAAAAGCCUAUACAGAUUGAAGAGUGCGUAACUGCUGAGGAAACCAAUCAACAGACCAGAGAAGCACACCUCCAGGAGCAAACAUUUGAGGAAGCCCCUGGCCACAGAGAGGACGGCAGUGCUGAGGAAAGAAAACAACAGGCCCGAGAAUCACACCUCCAGGAGCAACCAGCUGCCCAAACAAUUCUCCAGAAGCCAGAGGACGCCGAAAGACAGCCCUUUAAGGUCUCAGUCCAUUUGGAAGCUCUGAAAAUCUUCAAUCGUGAGUUACAUUUGGCUGAACAACGUCUCGCGGUGUUGAAGGAGUCUGAGUCUCAUCUGUUUGAACAGCGUCUCGCAGUGCUGAAGGAGUCUGAGUAUCGUUUGGCAGAACAGCGGCUUAAGGUGUUUCAGACAAUCUUUGAGAAGUAUUAGCAAUGGCACAGAGGCAACAACCAGAGCAGUCAGGCAGGGCACACAGCACAGAGAACAUUAACACACAAAUUUUACAUGCAAUUCAAGCUAUAACUCAAAACAACAGCCCACAAGCUGCUGAAAACAUUCCAAAUGUUUUUAUAAACCCAAAUCUGCUACAGCUUGUUAACAAUAUUAACCAUGACACUAAUGACAUGCAUGAAAUGGCUGGUGAUUACUUUGAGCGGUUGAACGAGGCUUUGGCAAACCUUACCGCCGGUGAUGGUGCACUAACCCCUGCAGCAGACUCUCUUGGUUUUCUGAACGAUGCUUUAGAGCGACUAAACCAGGAAGGGGGGAAUCUUAAUGAAUCACCACUAACACCUACCUCUGAUAACCCACAAGGUUCUGACGAUGUGCAUGCUGCCGCGGCUAAUAGUAAUGAUGAUGAUGAUGGUGUGGUGACUUGUGGUCCUGACAUGGUAGUGGUGCAAAGGCCCUCCUUUAAUUGUGUCGAAAUUAGGCAACGGUUUAACUUUGCAUCCUUGCACGACGUGGACAGCUAUGAGGACUUCUAUAAUGUGUUGCUAAACUUACUUGACCAUGUAUUGUAUAGAGCUAUGCAGCUGGCUAGACCCAAUGACGUGCUUCAGCUGGAGUUGCGUGGUGACACCCUGUCUGAGGGGGUGUCCAUAAUUGCUAAUGGCGCUAGUGUCGAUCUGGACACAUUUUUGGGUAUGGUUGGGGAUCUGGUUCAGAGCAAUUUUGAAAUCCUUUCUGAUGAUACAUUGGAACUGGUGGUUCAGAUAGUUCAAAACCCAAAUGGUGGUGUCCGUAGAAAAAUAGCCACAUGUCUCAGAAAUGAGAUUUUAAGAAAAAAACUACGGCAUCUAUUUGUAAGCCACAACGUUGAGAAUAACCUCUGCUUUGCCAUUUGCUUGUCUCAGAUGUUAAACCCGGAAUUUACGUUAGAGCGGGUGGAGCAAGACGCCGUACAUUUGCAGACGUCUGUAGGCCUGGGCGUGCAGGAUAUGGUGUCUUUUUCAGACAUACAAAAGUUUGAACAACUGUUAAAGGUCAAAAUUGUUGUGUGGUACCGUAAUGCUCAGAAUGUCUUUUGCAAAUUUCAAACAAACCCAGAGCCGCAUCCAAAAACAGUGUUUUUGUACCUAGAAAACGAACAUUACUUUGGUAUAAAGUCGUUGAAAGGUUUCUUAGGCAGUGCGUACGUGUGUGCUUACUGUUACACACCUUUCACAGCAAAAGCUAACCACCACUGCAAAUACUACUGUAAUGUUUGUUUUAGUGCUGAAUGUUCUUCGCACCCUUUAAAAUCGGUAAAGUGUAAAGACUGUAGACGUAUAUGUCGGUCCGCCUUUUGUUACACAGCGCAUAAAGUCACCAAAAUGAAUAAUGCUACGUGUAAAAUGAGCGCCCCAUGCGACACACACAAGUAUUGCGAACAGUGUGGCAGGAUGUACAUCAUCAGUUCUAAAAAACCUGUGCCACAUCGUUGUAGUGUGCGGCGUUGCGUCAACUGUAAUGAUGAGCUGGUUGCUGAUAGUAGACAUGCUUGUUACAUUCAGCAAGUCAAACCUGAACAGCCGAGCGAGCGCUAUGUUUUUUACGAUUUUGAGUGCCGACAGGAUGACGGUGUACACGUCGCUAAUUUUAUAUGCUGUAUUGAUUUUAACGGGGUGCGUUGGACAGCAGCAGGUGACGGUUGUGUGGAGGCCUUUACCCGUCGGUUCCGUACCCCGAAAUACAAAGGGUACACAUUUAUUGCACACAAUUCGAAGGGUUAUGAUGGCUACCUAAUCAUGCAACACUUAAUUAAACAAGGCGUCACACCAUCCAUUAUAGCUCAAGGCAGCAAACUGCUUUGUAUCACCGAUGACGCAUUUGAACAGCGGUACAUAGAUUCUCUCAGCUUCCUCACAAUGAAGCUGAGCGCCAUGCCAUCGGCUUUAGGCUUUGAAAAUGUCAAAAAGGGCUACUUUCCACACUUUUGGAACACCGUCGCUAAUCAAAAUUAUACAGGCCCGUACCCACCACCUUUAUACUAUGGUUCCAACACCAUGUCAGAAAAGGAGAGGUCUGAGUUCAUGCAAUGGUACGCAACCGUAUCUGGAAGGGUGUUUGACUUUCGCAAGGAGAUGUCUGAGUAUUGUAUUAAUGACGUGGUCAUUUUGCGGGAGGGGUGUCUGAGAUUUAGACGCGAGGUACUCAGCUGCACCGGUCUUGACCCUUUUCAGGGUGUUACAAUAGCUUCUGUAUGCAUGAAACAAUUCUGCACAAGUUUUUUGCCCAAAGACACACUGGCUAUCACUACGCCUGACAAUUACAUUCUCAAGCAAAAGUCUUUUUCAACACCGGCAAUUCAGUGGUUAGAAUAUCUGAGCCAUCGUGACAAUGUUUUCAUACAGCAUGCUUUGAACCGGGGGGAGGUUAAAUUUGGGCCGUACUUUUUAGACGGGUAUUCAGAGGUGGGGGGUGUACGUACAGCCUUUGAGUUCCACGGCUGUCUGUUCCAUGGCUGUCCUCAGUGUUUUGAUUCAAACACCAUUAAUCCGCUCACAAAACAAGAUUUUGGCUCCAUGUAUCGAAAAUCUCAAGAAAAAAUUGAUAUUCUGCGUAGCACCUACAAUCUGCAUGUGGUUGUUUUGUGGGAGCACGAAUGGGUGAGACUAAAAAAGGAGAGCCCCGAGGUACAGACAUUCCUGCUUUGUUCUGAUUACCCAGAACGUCUGGAACCACGUGAUGCUCUGUUUGGCGGUAGAACUAAUGCUCUUCGGCUUAAAUAUAAGGUGCAAGAAGAUGAGCAGAUCCAUUACUAUGAUUUUACCAGUCUCUACCCUUUUGUGAACAAGACUAAAGUCUACCCUACAGAUCACCCCACCAUCAUCUUCCGUGACUUUGAACCGAUUGAAAACUAUUUUGGUCUGAUCAAAGCCAAAAUAUACCCACCUAGGGAUCUUUACCUACCCGUGCUACCUUACAGGGUGUCUGGAAAAUUAAUGUUUCCCCUCUGCAGGUCCUGCGCCGUGUCUGAACAUCAAGGCAAAUGUGUACAUUCUGACGAGGAGCGUUCUCUCACCGGAGUCUGGUGUAGUAUCGAACUAGCCAAGGCUGUUGAGAAGGGGUACCAGGUUGCCAAGAUUUUCGAAGUUUGGCAUUUCCCACAGCGCUCUGAUUCGCUCUUUAGCGGCUACAUAAACACACAUUUAAAGGGUAAACAGGAAGCCUCUGGGUACCCUUCAUGGGUGUCUAAUGAUUUGGACAAAGAUAGAUACAUGCAGAGUUAUUUGGAAAAGGAGGGUAUACAUUUAGACCCCAGCAAAAUUUGUGUCAAUAAAGCCAAAAGACAAAUUUCUAAACUUUUUCUGAACAGCCUUUGGGGUAAAUUCGGUCAGAGAACAAACCAAGUUAACACCGCCUUGAUCCAUGACCCGGAGCAGUUUCUGUUGUACAUGUUUUCCAAAGAGUAUGAAAUCUCACAUUUUUCAUUUAUUACAGAGGAUGUGGCCCUUGUGCAGUGGCGUUAUGCCAAGGGUUUCUCAAAACCACCCAAAUACAGUAAUGUGCUUAUAGCGGCAUUCACCACCGCUUACGCACGCCUUGAGCUUUACAACCUCAUGGACAAAUUGCCUGACAGGGUUCUGUAUCAUGACACAGAUUCUGUAAUCUUUGUGAGUCGGCCAGGUGACUGGGUGCCUCCGCUCGGGGACUUUUUGGGUGAGUUGACGAGUGAGCUGGACACCGGCGACCACAUUGUGGAAUUUGUUUCAGGGGGCCCGAAAACAUAUGCUUACAGAACACGGGGAGGUAAAACAUGCAUGAAGGUGAAAGGUAUAACACUACAUCAUACUAACACGCAGGUUGUUAACCUUUCAUCCCUCACUGAUUUGGUAGAUCACUAUGUGUCUCACAAAAAUGACCCCGCCAAGGAAGUCGCCACAACCACACAACAGAUUGUUAGGGACAAAAAAGCGUUCAUUCUCAGGAACCGCACAGUCUCUAAAAGAUUCCGUGUGGUUUACAACAAGCGAGUUUUGCUCCCGGACUUCCAGACAUUGCCAUAUGGAUACUAAACCAGUGUCAGAGGGUGAGGGUUUUGACAGCCGCCUACAACACCCCUUUUCCUGCAUCAUUUCAGGCCCUUCAAACUGCGGUAAAAGUGUUUUUGUCAAAAGACUGCUGGAAAAUGCCCAUAAUGUGUUGUCCUCUGUGCCUCAAAAUAUUGUGUGGUGUUACACUUGUUGGCAACCGCUGUAUGAUGAUAUACUUUGUAAAAUAAAAAAUGUACAGUUUGUAGAAGGACUCCCUGAAUCUUUGACUGAUGAAACGUUGCUGCCUUUACACAAAACCAAUUUGAUCAUCAUCGAUGACCUGAUGGAAACAGCCAGCGAGAGCACAGAGGUGGAAAAAGCUUUUACCAAGUAUACACACCAUAGAAACUUAAGUAUUAUAUAUUUAGUACAAAACCUUUUUUUUCAGGGUAAAAAGAGUCGCACGAUAAAUCUUAACGCCAACUACAUUGUUCUGUUCAAAAAUCCUCGAGAUAAAAUGCAAGUGAAUAUUUUAGCGCGACAAAUGUAUCCUAGACAUUCCAAGUUUUUCCUUGAAUCUUUUGAAGAUGCGACCAGAAAUCCUUACGGUUAUCUUUUGGUGGACUUAAAAGCGCAGACACCAGAAGAGUUUCGCCUCAGAAGUGGUUUGUACCCUCCAGAGUGGCCCGUGGCUUAUGUACUAAAGAAAAAGUAAUGUCGGCACGUAUUAAACGGCACUGGCCGCUUUUAAAAGCUCUAUUUGAGGGCAAUGCGCAGCAAAGACAUGCCAUUUUACAGUCGGCUUCUCCGGAACUCAUAAACACAAUUUGUGAAAUAGCUCUCAAUGUUUUACGUGGUAAUAUACCCCUAACGGAUACUCAGCUGAAAAAAUUAAGGAAACAACGAUCGAGGAUUAAACUACUUGCUAACAAAAAAAACUCAGUCAAAAAGAAGAAGAAAGUAAUUAAUCAAAAAGGGGGAUUCCUUCUACCUCUGCUGAGUGUCGCAAUACCCUUUCUAACAAGUUUGAUAACGUCACGCAGUGGUUAAGCCAUGGAGAAUGCUCAAAAGAUGUAUCUAGUACCCCAAAAACAACUGGAUAAAUUAAAGAAUCUCACUUAUACACCAGAGCCAAUCCGUCAAACUGUUGAAAAUGAAUUGGAUCAAACCAUACGCGACAUCUUAGCAAGGACUGAUGUAGGACCUCAUGAGAAGGCAAAGCUGUACACCGCUGUUUUACAAAGAUUCAUAGCUCUUGUCAAGCAAGGUGAAAAAGAAUCAACUCAAUUAACAUUAUCAUUUCCCCCUGCUGGGGGUUCCGAAUCAGAAGUCAAAGAUGGCCCAACACCCUCUAGCGGUGUCACCGAUACUGAAGAUGCCCAGCUGGUUCAGGACGUUAUACAAAGCGUGCCAUCUAGAAGCAAAAAAAAUGCCACCUACGUCUUAGGAAAAAUGGCUAAAUCCGGAAAUGUUGCAACAUGGAACGACAAAGGGGAGUUUGUCUUCAAGGGUAAAGCGGUAACCGGCUCGCAUAUGUUGGAUCUAAUAAAGAACGUUACAGCGCCUCACAAGGUUGCCGAUCAUAGACGACCCCUGGGGUGGCAAACAUUUAUUGAGGCUUUAGCCACAAUUAAUAUGCCUCUUUCUGUCAUUCCUAAUCACGGUGUACGCAGCACGAUAA
This is a messenger RNA of Anguilla anguilla (European eel), 8018 nucleotides long. RefSeq lists its product as uncharacterized. Lineage: Eukaryota; Metazoa; Chordata; Actinopteri; Anguilliformes; Anguillidae. Gene Ontology annotation, molecular function: DNA-directed DNA polymerase activity; DNA binding; nucleotide binding. Gene Ontology annotation, biological process: DNA replication. The record is from RefSeq and is a predicted model, not a curated record. The transcript has 6 exons. The coding region runs from base 2312 to 6379 and encodes 1355 amino acids.